This is a messenger RNA of Protopolystoma xenopodis, 234 nucleotides long. NCBI's taxonomy places the organism in Eukaryota, Metazoa, Platyhelminthes, Monogenea, Polystomatidea, Polystomatidae. The record is from the annotation of a GenBank genome assembly.
AUGGCACUGUUGGCAGCUGCCCACCUCGUCUGCCGGAUUCGAGCUUGGAUGCUUGGGCUCAAUGAGCUCAAUCAGCGCUCAUAUCCCAUCACAAGUGGGAUGUCCUAUAUCGGUAGCUCCUUCGAAUUCACCCCCCUCCGUCCGUCCGUCCGUCUGUCAAAGCAGGUGCUCUCAGAAACCGAAAUAUCCUCAUCUUGCUUCAACCUGCCUAAUUAUUCUACUAGCCGCAUUUAA